Messenger RNA from Mesorhabditis spiculigera, 1854 nucleotides. NCBI's taxonomy places the organism in Eukaryota, Metazoa, Nematoda, Chromadorea, Rhabditida, Rhabditidae. The record is from the annotation of a GenBank genome assembly.
AUGGAAAUAACAUGCGACAACUAUAAGUCCGUCUACAGAAACCUCGAAAAUGUGGUGAAAAACGCCAGCUUCGCGGCGCUCGACUUCGAGUUUGCCGGCCUCGUCCCAGAAGAUCAGAAUCAGAAAUGCUCACUCUUCGAUACCCCGGAAGAAAGGUACCGGAAGCACCGGCAAACCGUGCAGAACUUCCCGCCUCUCCAGAUGGGAAUAGCCUUUUUCACGCCACUGGAGAAUGAUACAAAAUACCAAGUGGAGGUCUACAACAUCUACCUCUUCAAGAGCCCCAUCUUCCGUCAAGAAUACCGAUUCUCCGCCGGCUCCUUCACGUUCCUGGAUUCGCAUGGAAUGGAUUUCAACAAGCUGAUCUACGAGGGCCUCUCAUUCAUGAACCUCGAGGAACAGGAGAAAGCCAUUCAGGCGCUGAUCUCGAAGGAGCCGGUGGUCGAUUCUGAAAUCUUCUCUGAUGACUUCAAAUCACUGUAUAUGCGCGUUGAAUACGAGAUCCAGAAAGAGCUGGCCCGACGGCGGCGGAAGAAGGCGGGGAGCGAAGGCGCGAAACAAAGCAUCUUUGACGCGAUCAUCGUGCUGCUUGGCGGGCAGAUCAGCAGUCUGCAAGAGAUUUUCUUCCUCUACAAGCUCUACUCCACGAUCCACGGCGUUCACCUGGAGAUCACUAGUGGAAUGCUGAUCUGCACGCCUUCAAACCAGAAAAAGUCUGAGCUGCAGAACAUCAAGGCGAAUUUGCUACAACGGGCUCGACGAGAGCUGGCCGGCGCCUCGGACAUUGUGAUGUCGCUGAUUGAGAAGAAGAUGCCCAUCGUCACGCACAAUGGCUUCUUCGACCUGCUCCACCUCUACCACUACUUUGUCUCUGACUUGCCAGAAGACUACGACGAGUUCAAGAAGCGCAUCACCACCGUUUUUCCGCACUUGAUCGACACGAAGCAUGUGGCUGAUGAGAAUGCGGCGCUGCUUUCUAUGCACGGCAUCCAGAGCUUCCGCAUCGAGCCGUUGAGCCAGCUGUUUGAGGGUGAACACCCUGGACGCUCUGGCCUCCCGCUCUACGAGUUCCCGAUCGGCUUCAACGUGUCUGGGCGAGAAUCGGCAAAAAAUCGAAGCAGGCAGACAGCCAACUUCCACAACGCGGCCUAUGACGCGCUCGUCACCGGGCAGGUGUUCGUCAAGCUGGCGCAUCUGAUCUCCCGGGACGACGUGCUCGACGGAGCCAUCCCUGCGCCAAUCCCGAUCCGUCGCAUCAUCUACACGCUACGGCCGUACUCGGGCAAGAUUCCGGUCAUCCAGCACUGUCUACCAUUUGUCAAUCUAUACGGCGCGGACCCACUCCCUCGCUACCCGGAUGAGGUCGUUCUUGAGGUGCUUCAAGAAAAAGAUCUGCUCCUCAUCCAGAAGGACGUCCGUUGUGUGUUUGGGAGAUGGCGCACCGAGAUGAAGGUCGACGGGACGACGGUACGGAUCGCUACGACAACCGACAACACGUACCGCUGGAUGACGGGACACUACCUGCGCAACGACUCGGUCCGCGUGCUCAGCGUCAGCGAUUCCGCAUCGACGACCUCACUGGCCGACUCCACCUACUCCUCCGUGUUCUCGGCUUCGUCGGCCGGGUCAACGCCGAAUCGGUUACGGUUACGCUCGCUGUCGGUCAGCUCAAACGACACGCAGGCUUCCGAGUCGUCCGAAUCUGUCGUCGCCACCCGGAAGCUCUCCAAGUGCAGCGUCGAUUCUGGGUUCAGCUCAAGCGGCGGAUCACAGCUCUUGAAUUGGGUCUACCGCGCUGGCGCCGUCCUCCUCUCGGCCGGCAUACCCACCGUCACCGCCGCGUCGAUGGCCGUU